This is a messenger RNA of Schistosoma rodhaini, 5206 nucleotides long. The record is from the annotation of a GenBank genome assembly. NCBI's taxonomy places the organism in Eukaryota, Metazoa, Platyhelminthes, Trematoda, Strigeidida, Schistosomatidae.
CUAGACACGGAAGCCCGUUAAGCCAACGCUUCUUCCGUCCACAGCCAUUUGAACCAUUUGGACUAUUUGACAGUGCUCUUUUUAAACAUUCGCGCUUCGUUGAUACUCAUGGCUUUCUAGGGUCCUACCCAAUAAAGUUGGUCACGUCUUCAGGAUCUGCACAAAAAAUGUUUGUGUCAAGCAGUAUUCAUGCUAAUCAUGCUGAUUUAAUUCAUGAUGUAGCCUAUGAUUUCUAUGGUCGACGUAUGGCAACUUGUAGUAGUGAUCAAAUGAUUAAAAUUUGGGAUUUAAAAGACAAUGAAGAAUGGGUAUGCACUGCUUCAUGGCGAUGUCAUUUAGGAUCAGCAUGGCGUGUUACUUGGGCACAUCCUGAAUUCGGUCAGGUUAUCGCUACCUGUUCAUUCGAUCGUACAAUAGCUGUAUGGGAGGAAAUAGCAGGCACUCAAACUAUAACUAGUGGUGGUGAAAAUGAUGGUGGUAAUAAUCAAACUCCUUCAACUGUAACAAACGUUGCAUAUGGAAGUCAGUCAGCAAACACUAAUUGGAUAAGACGUGCCUAUCUUGUUGAUCCACGUACUUCUGUGACUGGUCUACAGUUUGCUCCAAGACAUCUAGGUCUUCAGUUGGCUGCUAUUUCUACAGAUGGCAUGUUGCGAAUUUAUGAAGCACUGGAUGUUAUGAAUUUAAGUCAAUGGCGUUUACAGUUUGAUUUCGGUACAAAAAUGGCUGGAUCAUGCUUAGCAUGGUCUCAGUCACGUCUUGAUCCACCUUUAAUUGCUGUUGGCAGCGUUAGUCCUAAUGAUCCAGAUACUGCGGAUAAUUCAGACAGUUUACCAGCACAUCAUUCUAUGUCUCAUUCAACAACGCAUCCAACAAAUACUCUAGUGAACGGUAAACUUAUCAUUUAUGAAUAUUCUGAAGUUAGAAGGCAUUGGUAUCUUGUGGAAGAUGUACAUGCACUGAAUGAUCCUAUUUACGAUGUUUCAUUCGCUCCACAUAUGGGUCAAUCAUAUCAUACAUUAGCUGUUGGAUCUAAAGAAUUGUAUAUAUUAAGAAUUAGACCGUUUAACUCCAAUCAGUCGUCUAGUUCAAUGAUGAAAAGUAAGUUAAAUAUUCACAUUUUUUAUACAUGACUGUUUUUUAAGAACUGGGUUCGCCCAUAAGUAUCUUUUUAAAAUACCUUACUCUAUCUGUUUAUCAUUUUAACUAUCAUUUAGAGCUGGAGAUAUAAUUUUGCAUAACUUCAUGUGAUAGUUUAUACUUUUAAAUUUGUCAAUAAGUUGUAGCCAAGUGCAAAUAACAAAUUAUGAAGAAUAUCAUAAAUUCUUUAAAUUUCACCAGUUUCUGUCUAGUUGUAUCAAAAGUAAAUAAAUAAAUGUUAACCAUUACUUACAACUUCGAUUAACAUACUAUUCACUUGAUCCAGCUAAUAGUACAUUCUAUGGUCUCGAUCUGUAUAAUAGACGUUAAUCUUUUAAGGAAGCGGUAGUUUGACAAAAAUUUCGGUUAGGUAACCAUUUGGAAUCAAAAUAUAAUGAAAAGUUCAUUUAUCCAUUUUCUUAUGGAUCAUAUUUGUUCAGUAUCAAAUUAUAAUAUAUUUAAAUUUUUAAAAAGGUACGUUUUAGCCACGUAUACGCAACAAAUAAACUCUAUAAAUGUAUUUUGUUGCCUUUCUAAUCACCAACUUGCUCAAAAUAAUUCUUUGAUAUAAAAAUAUAUGGUAUCAAAUGUAAUAACUGCUUGUAUCGUUUUAGGUAAGGAUUUAAAUCCUAACUUAUAAUAAUGUAAAUACCAUACCGACUGUACAAUCUAUUCUCUAUUUAAACUCACUAUCUGAAUAGACUACCCGUUUGGAGUGUUAAAGGCAAAAGAUACUGGGUUUAUCAACACUGAAAUUCAGAUACGUUCAGUUGCUGAGUUCCAGUUACAAUGAAAGACACAUUGUGAACUACACUGCUAGUUAGAAUUCAUCAAUUUUCUUAAACUUGUGAUAACUUAUAUUUCUGUUUCUUUCUAGUCGACAAUUGAAAAUAUUCCACUUUAAAUUAACACUUCUUUCAAUGUAUAUUUAUAUGUAUAGGAAAAUGAAAAAUGAUAAAAAAUUAGAUAAAUUUUAAAUGAUCAUUUAUGGAGAAAGAACCCUUCAUUCUAACCAUUAAUUUUUUUCUAAACGUUGUUAUUAAACUUAUGUCAAUUGACGCAUUUUUGUCCCUUACUUAAUUUAGUUAUGGCUACUCCAGCAUUCAAGAGAUUUACCGUAAACUAGAGGCUAAACCAGUAGGUUAAGUUUAAAUGUUACUUCACUUCGGUCUAGGUAACCGGUUAAUAUCACUAGCUUGAAAUCGAGUAUAUAGAUGUGUAAAUAAGUUAAAUUACAUGAUGUGAAUAGUAUUUUUAAAGUCUCAGCGUUAUAACUUUCUAUUUCAUACUUGUUAUUUUGAUCUAUAAUGAAAAUAGUCUAUUAAUUUGAAAAAGAUUAACAAUAAGGAAGUUUAUAUAACGAGAUAAUUAAAAUAUUUUCCGCUUGCCACGAUAUGCUACUUUAAUAUGAUAAUGCACCCGGUAACCGAUAUUAUAUUACCGCUAGACUAGAUAUACGAUUCAUGACCAAACAUAGAGAACCAGAAUAAAGACUGAACAAUACUUUACUCAACACAGUUGUAAGCAGUUUACACUUAGCGAGUCCAGUGUGAAAAUCAAUGGUAAAAAGGAAAACAAAUUAUAUAGUCGGUAAGUUGUGGUCAGUCAUAUUCACUAGCCAUACAGUAGAAAUGCUUCGUCUUUUUCAAAAAAUUUGAAUGUCUUUUAUUAGAAGAAAGCGUAUUUAAUAAUACAAUGUCCCUAAAUUAACCUUCAUAACUAAACACUACUUUCCUACGAUUUUUCUUGCUGCUUAAUAGAUGAUAAUUCUAGUUCUAAUAAUUUGUCAUUGUCAAGAUCGAAUCUACCUAUACGUAAUCCGUAUGAAAUUAGAAUGAUGGCACGUUUCGAUCAUCAUGAAGGACGAGUUUGGCAUGUUUCUUGGAAUGUAACUGGUAACGUUUAACAAUGUUUAUUAUAGUUAAAAAGAUGUUUAUCUAAGAACCCAACUGAUCAGUUAUGUGAUGCUCUUUGAUUGUAUGCAAUUUUCCAAUUUACAAAUCAGUAACAAGUAGCUUCAUUAAAAUUUUGCAGCACAUUUUUGUGUGUUUAUAUGUCCACCUUUUCAUUCGUCGAUUUUGUUUGAAAUCUAAGAAUAUUAAUCGAAAUGUGGGCGUUAAUAACAAGUUUGACAUUGGUCCACUGUCUUAAUCAAAUUUUCAAGAAUUAGACCCCCAAUAAAACUACCUGUCUCGGUGUUGCCGCUCAGGCAGUAUCCCAGCCCACAUGUAGAUAUGUUUGUACAGCGCAUUAUAUUUUUGGUGCCCAGUUGUACCAGAUUUUAUGUGAAUUAGAAAAAUCGUAUAUACACAAAUAUCCUAGAAUAGGUCGAAUGUAUAAAUCACGACACUAAAUUUUGUCUUGAAAUAUUGUAAUAUUGACACCAAUCACAAACUUUUGCCAACCUGCAGUCAAUGAAUUUUCUUUUUUUUUGGAAAAACAUUCAUCUCAUUCAUUAGGUUCUUUACUUGCAUCGUCUGGCGAUGAUGGUUGUGUACGGCUUUGGCAAGCUAAUUAUCUUGGUGUAUGGCUUCCAGUUUCAGUUAUUAGUCCAGACGGUAGUCGUUGUGCUACAAUACCUAAUGGACAAAAUAGUCUAUCAAAUUGUAUAUUAAAAUCAUGUUCUUCAGGUCCACUGAAGCCAUCAUCUGUCUCAUCAUCAGCCUCACCUAUUCGUUUAUUGAAUUCCACAACUCAAAUCAAACAAAAUGAACAUGUUAUGGAUCAUACUGAACAAACGUCAAACACUAAUCUACCUAAAGGGUCCCUUCACGGAUGUACAGUUCCAUUUCAGAAAUUAGCUCCAAUUCCAAAUCCAAAUCAACCUGGUGUAUGGCAUUAAAUAAAUUAAAACUUUAGAUGCGUUUAUUUUAUGUUUUACAUUGUAUAUUUCUUUUUUUUAUCACUUCUGUUAAAUAGAAUAUCUAUUGUUGUAACAAAUACAAGAAAUGAAUUUAUAAUGACAAAAAUAAAAAUAAAUUACAACCAUAUUUUGUGUAUAAUACUUUUCUUAUCGUUGACAUUGUUUCUGCGAUAUGCGAUUGAGUCCAUCUGUUGAUCAAAUAAGUUAUUAUUUCUUCUAUGGCGUUGGAAAUUGCCGUCAAAUUUUUAGUUUUUCACUAGUUAUGAAUGCUUAUAGUAUGUAAAUGUGGUAUGUUGAUCUUGUUGUAAUAAAACUCAGACAUAAAACUAGGUACUUGGGGAUGAAAAAACAUUAUAAAAACAGUGAACAAUAAAUAGGAAAGAUUCGGUAUGUAAUUUAAAACUGUUACAUUCUACUAGCAAAUCUGUAUCAUAAUUGAAAGCAUUGUUUUCUUAUGACACAUCAGCUGCAUACUUGUGUUCAUUUACUUAUUUUGAUUGGGUUUAGUUACCUAAAGGUCUGUUAAACCUUAAAGUCGACAACGAAGGUUAUUAUUUUGUUAUUUCAUGAGUUAUAUAACCAUUUUCGUUAGUAUAGUCUUAUCUUUUCUGGUAAUGAUUUGUACUCACCAACUGAUUCGAUUGUGUUUUUCUACGAAGUCUAGGGUUAACUUCUUUCAAAGUUAAUAUAUACUACAGUAAUUCAGUAAGAUUUUGUUUUCUUCAUUCCUCAAUGUGCAUACAAGUCUAAUUUAUUGACUUAUAAUCUCUAUAUAUAUAACGCUUUAUGGCCUCUGUUUCCUAGUAAAAGUCCCACAAUUUUUCCAGAAAAUGGAUAAGUUUAGUGCAUUCGAUAAAUAAGGCCUUGUACAUAAAUACACUGAAUUCGCUCCCCCUCAUUAAUUACUGAUCAAUAAUAGAUUCGCUAAAGAAGGAAUUUAUUUAGAGAAAUGAGCAAACAAGGUGAACCAUAUAUGUGGUAAUGUGACGAAAUUGAGAAGGCUAGUACAUUCGGUUAACUUUAAUUUUACUCAAUAUCAAAUAUCUCAUCCAAUUACUCUACAUCACUGUUUGUUUAUGUUGAUUAAGUGUUUCGGUCUGAUUUUCUUCAAUGGAGAUGAUGUAAAUUCUCAGGGAAGAUUUUUUACCAUUUUAAUUUGUAAUUAAUGAUUUUUAUUGUAAUGCCCUGGUACGGCCGAGAGUG